Saccostrea echinata is the source of this 3106-nucleotide messenger RNA. RefSeq names its product CBP80/20-dependent translation initiation factor-like. Gene Ontology annotation, biological process: regulation of translational initiation. Gene Ontology annotation, molecular function: protein binding; translation activator activity; RNA binding. The transcript is spliced from 5 exons. The record is from RefSeq and is a predicted model, not a curated record. Lineage: Eukaryota; Metazoa; Mollusca; Bivalvia; Ostreida; Ostreidae. Gene Ontology annotation, cellular component: cytosol. Bases 17 to 838 code for a protein of 273 amino acids.
GAGUUGACUUUUCAUCAUGGCCAGUGUCGGGCGAGGGAGGGGGAGAGGGAGGGGCCUAUUGGUCACGAAAGUUGGAUCUGCACCUAAGCCUGGACCUGAGGGCGAUCUGGGAUCGACAAAAAAUGGAGAAUCCCCACCAGCAGGGGGCACUGUACAGGAACUUGAGGAUUAUCUUGAGGGGCUGACCCUCAAUCUGACUGAGGACAACCUAGAGGACAUCUUGACCUUAUCAAAAUCAAUGUCAACAGAAGACCAUGUAAUGAAUGUGGCUAAGCGGAUUUAUGACAAGAGUUUGAAAGACCUAGAAUUUGCCAAAUGUGGAGCGUGUAUUUGUGAUAGACUGUCUAAUGUUGAGGUUCAAACAGCAAAGUUCAGAAAUGUUAUUCUGCGAUAUGUGCAAGAGGAUUUUAAAGGUAAAGAAGAAAUGCGAAGUUCAGACAACAAGCGUUACCUCGGAUUUGUCACAUUUCUUUGUCAGGUCUUUGGAAAUGUUCGACUUACGACAGGGGACACCAUGAAGCCAUUAGUGGCACCUGUGUUCGAGUGUUUAGAACAAAUCUUACAGGACCAAACCUCAACUGAGGAUGAGUAUGAAUGUUUAUCAUUACAGCUGCAGUGCAUUGGAAAAGACCUUGAACUUCAGGAUCAGCCACGCAUGUCUGCAUUGCUCGAUCAAGUGCGAACACGCAUCAUAAAAGAUGGGCUGACAGCUAGAGGGCGCUGUACUCUUCUUGAACUGCUGGAGUGUGGAUCACGGGGUUGGAAACCGUUAUCCAACGACCUGACUCGAUUCUACUGUGACACCAUGGUAGAGAUAUUUGCCACAAGCAUCGAGUGACCGCCAUUUUACAACCGUACAAUUACACCUUGUUACAACAGGAAGAGCUUCUGUUAAGUCACGUGGCUGGUAUGAAUUCAGUGGAGCGUGACUGUGUCCUGUCUGCUGAACUUAUAUCUUUUUAAACAUGACAUAUCAACGUGUUUUGUUUAAAUGAAAUGGGAAGACACCAAUUGGUAUGAUUUCCGAGUUUGACCUUAUUUUUGUUUAUGUGUUCACAUGUUUUGCACAGAUGUCAAAUUUUGAACAGAUGGGUCAAAUUUUCAUGAAAUGUUAGUCUUUUACUGCCAGGAAAACUUGUUUAUUUUGAGUCUGUUAUAAUCAAAACAUUCUAGUUGUAAUGCAGGAAAUAUUUUUGUAAUGAUGUCAAACUUCCCUUUGGUAAACAGUAUUUUUCUAGGAAUUUUUAUUGUCAUAGAACAAGAUUUGAUCAUUCAGAACACUGAUCUCUUUUUGGGUUGAAACUCUUUCAUAGGUUAUAUAUAGGAUCUUUAUAUUUGUGAUUUGAUCCUUCUGUUUUAAGUUGGUUUUUUGCUUCUUAAUUAAAUUUUGGAAAUUCUAAUUUCUGAGUUUGCAAUUUUUGCAGUUUCCUUUGAAAUGCAAAUAACUAAAGAUAUGGAAUUUAAAUUUUUCGAUUUUAUUUGUGGCAAGUUUAACAGAACCUCAAAAAUUACUCAAAAAUAGAAAUCAAAAGAAAAUACCUGUUAUGCAGUAUAUAUAUGUUCUUUACUGUUAACAGUUUGAAAAUUUUUCCUGACAAGGAUAUAAUUUAUUGUGUAGAAAGGCAUCUAAAUUCAAUAAUUAUUUCAAAAAUUAAAUCAUAAUUGAUUUUUUGUUGCCUUAUUUUGAUUUCUGCAAUACUGAAUGUUUAGUGUUCAGUGCUACAUGCAUCUAUCUUGAUACUAAGGGAAUUGUGGUGUUUCUACUUGGAAUAUUUUUAGUAAUAAUCCAUUCUAUAUUAAAUAUUUUUUAAAGGGCAUUAUGAUAAUUUGAUAUGCAAUAACUUUGAUAAAAGCAUAUAGUUUGUCAAAUGUUUGAGUUAAACUUUUACAUUUUCAUCUUAGUUUUGUGUCAAAUGAUAUGAGUUCAUGAGGAUUAACCUCUUUUUGUCACUGUUUUGUCAUUCAUAUUGAAUUAUGUUUAUACUUCUAUAAUAAGUCCAUGAUUAGCGGACCUGGGUGUCGCCAAGUGAAAUUAUGAUUGAUAAGUACAUCUACAAAAGUUCAGGGUAAUAGAAUAUGUAAUUUUUUUGUUGAUAAUCAUUUCUUUUCUCAUAUUUGUUUUAUUUUAUUAAUUUAAAAAAAAAAUGGAUUUUUCAUUCUAAAAUGGAAAUUUAAAAGAGGAUCCCAAUAUGAAGGCUCACGUUUUUUCUGUAACCUUUUAUAACAGAAAAGUUAGUAGCGUUGUCUAAAUGGUAACUCAAAUGUUACUCUGUCUGGUCAGUUUAGCAUGAGUGGACAAUUUUAACUAUUAUACUAGUAUUCCUAGUCUACUAAUGGUACCAUUGAAAUAUGGUAAGAUAUUGCCGACUCGAUUUUAAGCAAUAUAAUGGUUGGUGCAGUUACAAUUUCAUCUGUGAGAAUUUUUUUUUUUCACAGUAAAACUUAAUGUAAACUGAUCAUUUAUUCCAUGGAAUAUCACCUUAUUUAGCAACAAAACGGUCAGAGAUUGUUUAGAAAAAUGGAAAAUAUUAUUUUGGGGAUAAUAUGUUUUGGCACACCAUGCAGAUUGAACAAAUUCAUUUACUGCAAUAUUUUUUGAUGAAAGAUAAUGCUAGAUUUUUUAUUAUUAACUUCCACAUUUAAUAAGGUACCAAAUUCUCCAAAGAUCAAAGAUUUCGAUUUUAAUUAAUCAGUAAACAGGUUUUUUAAAUCAGAGUUAUGUGAACUUUCAGGGUUUUUUUUUUUAAAUACAACAGUCUCAGUCAUAAGUAUUAAGUUAUAAGCAAACGAAUAUGACUUUUUUAUUCAUUUAUCCAACAGUUUAUAAUUUGUACUUCUAUAGAAUCUGUGCUUUGAAUUGAUCAGUCCUCACCAACUGACAGUAGAGAAGUGUACUUUUACAUUCACCAAAAUAAUUUGUUGCUUGCCACACAGUGUGUAAUUGUGCUUCUUUACUCAACAAAUGGAGGGGAAAAAGGCAUAAUGUGAAGCUCUAGUUUGUCAAUUUGAACUUGGUUGAUGUUUUAUAUUUUGUACUUUUCACAACUAGAACAAAAAGUCAUAAAUUUAAUUCUUAUUUUUUCAAUAAUAAAUUCUUAUAAACAUA